Cydia amplana is the source of this 1809-nucleotide messenger RNA. RefSeq lists its product as uncharacterized. The transcript has a single exon. NCBI's taxonomy places the organism in Eukaryota, Metazoa, Arthropoda, Insecta, Lepidoptera, Tortricidae. The record is from RefSeq and is a predicted model, not a curated record. Bases 1 to 1434 code for a protein of 477 amino acids.
AUGGAUUGGGAUCGCGCAAGUUUACGAAGCCUUCCUGAAAGGGCGAUACGAAAGAAUGCGCGUCUAGCUGAAAAACGCAGCUGUAGUGACCAGGGCCCUGACAGCGAAGGUGAUGAUAGCGAAGGCAGUUAUACAACCGUGGUAGCUAAGCGACUACGCAGACGAUUGCGGACAGGUAUACUUCAGCACUCAACACAAGGUAAUGUCGAGUCUGAAGGUAUAAAAGAAGAGUUUGAGGUAUCCCUUACGUCAAAAGAACCGUUACCCAAACAAAUUGCUAUGGCAAAAUUGCUACGAGCAGAAAACAUAAGUGGCAUUUUGAGAGUAAAGUUCAAAGGCGCGUACAAGGUACUUAUACAAUUUUCUCUUAGUACGCAAGCUGAAAAAUUAAUAAGCUGUUCGACCUUUAAUAAUGAGAAGAUGAGUUGCCAGUGGUCAAACCAAGCUGAGUACUGUUUUGGUUUGAUUAGAAAUAUUGACCUAGAUAUAGAGGAUGAGGAACUGCUGAAAGAAUUUAAUGUCUCGCAGGUAGUCUUGGCAAUUCGUCGCCUAAAUCGACUUAAUGAAGACGGCCAAUGGGUUAAAAGUGAAGCCAUACGUAUCUGCUUCAAAGCGACUUCCCUCCCGUCUUAUGUGUACGCGUAUGAUUGUCGCUUUAAAGUAGAGCCGUAUAUAUUUCCAGUAUCACAAUGCUCAGGGUGCUGGAAAUUUGGCCACCGAGCACGUACAUGUCCGACCAAAAAAAUCGUGUGCCCUAAGUGUGGAAAAAACCACGAGAACUGCAAUACUACAGUAAUGACGUGUAUCAAUUGUCAAGGCGCACACAUGGCACUGGAUAAAACAUGUCCAGUGUUCUUGAAAGAAAAGAGACUAAGAAUGAUUAUGAGCAAACACUUCUGCACAUAUAAGAAAGCUAUGGAACUUUACUAUGAGCAAGAAAGCACCUCUACAGAGUCACCAAGCGAUGCGAUUGAUAACACCCAGUUAAGUACGAAUACGUCGUAUCGGGAUGCCUUAACUUCGCAAAAGUCUAGUGCAGUAGUCUUUACACCAGAUAUUAGAAAGGAAGAGGACAAACUGAAAGAGGUUCUUCCCUUAGCCGGACCUUCUUCUCCAGUGAACAAACAGCCAAGGCAAAAAAUCAAGGCAAGGAAGCGCAGAGAGGAACCUAAAUGUGACCUUCAACAACCGGCUCUACCAUCGGCAAAUCAAGGUAAACAAGAGGGUGAAGAUGAGAAAGAGAAGAGGAGAAAUAGUACGAGAUUUCGAGAGAUACUUCAAAAACUUAAAGAGAUCUGUCUAUCAAGACAGACAUUGGAAUGUAAAGUUAAGGCUGUAGUUAGUUUUUUGAUUGAACAAGUAGUGUCAUUUGUCUUAGACAUCGUGAAGGGCGGCGACUUGUUAAAUAUGUUAUCUAUAUUUAAUUAUGGAUAAUAGCCGCAAAGAUUAUACUUUAAACUUAGUCCAAUGGAAUUCACAAAGUCUAAGACCCAAAUUAACAGAAUUGGACCUUUUUUUGACACAGGAGAAGGUUCAUAUUGCAUUAAUAUCUGAAACGUGGCUUGAGCCUGGCUCGGCAUUAAACAUAAGCGGCUAUAAUAUUUUUCGCAAAGACAGGGAUGACUUACAUGGGGGAGUCUGCGUAAUUACUCACAAAUCGAUAAAAGCUCAGUUACAGAAUAUUAAUUUACCAAAUACCGAAAUUGAAUGUAUAAGUAUAAAACUUUUAAACUGUAAUAUAUUACAUAACGUUGUUAUAGUAUACUGUCCACCGAGAGUUAGAACCACUCAAUCUGAUUGGGACUACAU